Pygocentrus nattereri (red-bellied piranha) is the source of this 1883-nucleotide messenger RNA. RefSeq names its product Src like adaptor 1a (gene sla1a). The transcript is spliced from 8 exons. The record is from RefSeq and is a predicted model, not a curated record. NCBI's taxonomy places the organism in Eukaryota, Metazoa, Chordata, Actinopteri, Characiformes, Serrasalmidae. Bases 241 to 1092 code for a protein of 283 amino acids.
UUUAGACUCGAGCCUCAUACUGAAACGCUCAGUACGGGUGCCCUGCAGGUCCUGUGGUGGAUUCUACCAAACCCAGCUUAUGUAGCUUCAGCUGGGCCACCAGUUGUUCGGCUAGAUGCAACUGCAGUAGUCCACCUGUAAUGACUGGCCUACUCCCACUGCAGCUCUGUGUCUUUUGAUGAUUCAUGGACAUGUAUCAGUUCAACAACUGAAGCGGAGCUUUCUUCCCAGAUUGCUAACAUGGGGAAUAUAAUUAAAGGCCAAGAGGCUGACAAGCAGCCUGAGAAUACUCAGCUUGAUGCUGCACUAAAAGUCACGGACUAUGACAACUUAGUAGUACUCUCCGACUACCCAUGCCGUGACAUCAGUGAGCCGAUCUUUAAGAUGGGAGAGAAACUCAGGGGUCUGUCUGAGGACGGCUGCUGGUGGAGGGUUCGUUCUUUUCAGACAGGGACUGAAAACUACAUCCCAGUUAAUCAUGUGGCAAAGGUCUAUCACGGAUGGCUGUUUGAGGGAGUGGUGAGGCAAAAAGCGGAGGAGCUGCUCCUCUUACCCAGCAACAUGGUUGGCUCUUUUCUCAUCAGGGAAAGUCCGAACCAACGAGGUGUAUAUUCUCUGUCUGUGAGACACAGAGUCAUUAAGCACUAUAAGAUCUUCCGCAUGGCCAACAGCUGGUACUACAUCUCCCCUCGCCUCACCUUCCAGUGUUUGGAGGACUUGGUGAAUCACUACUCUGAGUGUUCAGAUGGCAUCUGCUGUGUUCUCACAGCCCCAUGUCUGUCAAAUACUGUGCCAAACCUGAACGCACAAGCGCCCCCUGUGGUGAUGCGGCGUAACUUUGACUGGAAGAAAGUGAACAGGUCCCAGCUACUGAACCCCGCUGAUCAGAGCAGUGCAGACAGCAGGCAGAACGUGGUGAGCUUUGGGGUGAGGAACAGCAUCGCUGCCUAUCUCUCCGUAUCUGAAAUAAAGGAAAAUCCAAAAGUGCUCCGCAACAAGAAGAGCAAGUCUGUCUAUGUGAUGCCUGACUCCAGCAAUAUGGAAACAGAAGAGCUAGCUCAUGGAAAUGUGGCGAGUGGAACAAACGGGUAACGACUGGCACAAUGUGACGUUUGUGUGUCUGAACAUUACGGAGGAGUGUAGUCUUUUCACGAAUACAUUGGACUCCUGAAUGAAUCUCUCAAACUGAUCAUGUAGAGAGGAGAUGGGAUUGUUUUAGGUUUGUGGGCACAGAAACACCAGAAUGUAGUCAUUAGACGGUACUGGACUGUUAACGAUGAAGUGGAUGUUAUUGCAUAUAUAAACACACAUAUACACAAACAUUCACACACAGGCAUAUUUUUACAUGAAUUCUUCUCACUUUUUAGAAGCACUUUAUUCUUGACUGUAUUGACAAAACAGAUGGGAAGUAAGAGGACAGUUCACUUCAAAUACUACUUUUCUCCAACAUUUGAGUUUUGCAUGAAUACAUGAACCUGGAUUUCUCCUUUCGAACUGAGUGAUGAGAAAAGCUCAACUAUUUUCCAAAAGUAUGUGGCUCAGUCCUUAAACAGGGAUUAAAGUUUUGUGCUGAACUGCAGUGGAGAAGCACACCAUGAAUCUGUCCAAACAGCUUGCUAACCACUCCGAGGCUCUUUGUUCCGUUCAGCUGUUUCAAGGAAAACCGUUUUACAGCUUUAUGCUCAAAAAUGGGGUUUUGAUUAAAGACAUUUGUUUGUGUCAAGCUUCCAGCUUAGAUUACUUAAGUAACACUUCAAGCAGAACUAGCAGUGUCUUGUAAUCAGCUUUAAUUUAUCUCAGGGAUGGAAUAUUUAUCAUGCCUCACAGUUCUGUUGUUGGAUAAAACCUGAUUUAAAACAUGCAUUAAAACCACUGUAACAUAA